ACGCACGCGCUAUAAACUAUACAUUUGUAUGCGCAUAAUAUAGUGUAUACUAUGAACGUGUGAAAUUUAUGCAUUGCAAUUUCAUUCGGUAAGAUAAACUGUAAAAUAUAUCUACUUAUUUCAGAUAAAGUUAGUCAGGUUGUUGUGUGUUGGUUAUAAGCAUUUUAGAAGAAAAUCUAAGCAUAUCGUUAAUAUUCAAAUGAUGGCAGAUAUAGAUAAUACAGCAGAUUUUAAAAAAGAUUCCAAUGGAAGAAACAUUGAAACAGUUUAUUGUGCUUAUUGCUCUUCGAAAAUACUUAAUCCAGGAUCGGCAACUUUUAUAAAUAUGAACUUUUCUUUGCCUCAUAUGAUCCGCAGGCGAGAUGAAGAAGCUGAAAAAAGGGAGCUAAUAAACGAUUAUUGGUUAGUCGAAGAGAUCAAUAGCUUUGAAAAUAUUGGUGUGUCUCAUAAAGUGGAAAAUGUCAAAUAUUUGGCGUGUGCAGAUUGUGAAAGAGGCCCCAUCGGAUGGCAUGACUUAUCCACAUUCCGUUCAUACAUAGCAUUAUGUAGGGUUAAGCAUCAAAAAUCCAACUGCUAGAUGUAAAAUGUUAAUCUUAAAUUGCAAAGUUUAUUUUCAUCUAUACGAAUAAUUAUUUUGUACUAAUGAACACCAUUGUGCCAUUGUAUGUGCAAUUUUUUAUGAAUCGUCAAGAAUUUUAUGAUUUGUAAUAUGCUUGAUCUUGAUUUUCA
Molecule: messenger RNA, 729 nt
Organism: Ceratosolen solmsi marchali
Lineage: Eukaryota; Metazoa; Arthropoda; Insecta; Hymenoptera; Agaonidae
Gene: strat
Product: RAB interacting factor STRAT
Exons: 3
Coding region: 200-577 (125 amino acids)
Biological process (GO): small GTPase-mediated signal transduction; post-Golgi vesicle-mediated transport
Cellular component (GO): membrane; cytosol
Molecular function (GO): guanyl-nucleotide exchange factor activity; zinc ion binding
Source: RefSeq, a predicted model, not a curated record